Anthostomella pinea is the source of this 1305-nucleotide messenger RNA. NCBI's taxonomy places the organism in Eukaryota, Fungi, Ascomycota, Sordariomycetes, Xylariales, Xylariaceae. The record is from the annotation of a GenBank genome assembly.
AUGAGCGAGGUCAGCGAGGAUGGCUCCGGCUCUCCCGUCAGGGCCAAGAGCUCGCCGCAUCUCGACGGCAUCAGCGAACAGAAAGCACCCGAGCCGCCGAAACAGUCCGACUAUGAGAAGAAGAAGGCCAACUUCCUCACGCGCACCUUUUGGACCUUCGUCAUGAUCGCGCUCUUCUUCACAGCCCUAUUCUCGGGCCACAUCUACAUCAUCGCCUGCAUAACUGUCGUGCAGAUCGUAUCUUUCAAGGAGGUCAUCGCCAUCGCGAGCGUCCCGAGUCGCGCGCGACAGCUUCGCCCAACAAAGAGCCUCAACUGGUACUGGCUUGCGAGCACCAUGUACUUCCUAUAUGGCGAGACCGUCAUCUACUACUUCAAGCAUAUCGUGCUGGUCGACCGAGUCCUCCUUCCGCUCGCGACCCACCAUCGGUUCAUCAGCUUCAUCCUAUACGUGAUCGGCUUCGUCUUCUUCGUCGCAAACCUCCAGGCCGGCCACCUCAAGUUUCAGUUCACCAACUUCGCCUGGACACACAUGGCGUUGUACUUGAUCGUCGUGGAGGCCCAUUUCAUCAUGAACAACGUCUUUGAGGGCAUGAUAUGGUUCUUCCUGCCUGCAUCGCUCGUCAUCUGCAACGACAUCUUUGCCUACAUCUGCGGUAUCACGUUUGGGCGUACGCAGUUGAUCAAGCUGUCGCCCAAGAAGACGGUCGAGGGUUUCGUCGGCGCUUGGAUCAUGUCCAUUGUCUGGGGCGUCCUGCUGGCCAACGUUCUCAUGCGGUCCAAGUACUUCAUCUGCCCCGUCAACGAUCUCGGCGCCAGCAUCUUCACCGGUCUCCAAUGCGACCCGAAUCCUGUCUUCCUUAAGCAUACCUACACCCUACCGCAGCUCUUCUUCCUUCCAGAGGGCAUGACCCCAUCCUUCACGACGGAGCCCAUGCAGCUGCACGCUGUCAUAUUGGCCUCGUUUGCCUCGUUGAUCGCGCCUUUCGGUGGUUUCUUUGCUUCCGGUCUAAAGCGUACAUUCAAAAUCAAGGACUUUGGCGAUUCCAUCCCCGGCCACGGCGGCAUGACGGACCGCAUGGACUGCCAGUUUAUCAUGGGCUUCUUCUCCUUUGUCUACUACCAAACCUUUAUCGCGCAACACCAUGUCAACUACGGCAACGUGAUGGAGCUUGCCAUUACCGGGCUAUCGCUGGAAGAGCAGGUGGAGCUGGUGAGGGGGAUGAGCAGGUAUCUAGAAAACCAGGGAGCGUGGAAUCCGGGGGUCCUCGAGUGUCUCGACAAAGCAUUGCCAGCACGUCGGUAG